AUGUCUUUCAAAUUCCCUUCAUUGCAAUCCUUCGGCCAGUCGUUGCAACAGACCUCCCAGCAAUUGGGUCAGCAGAUCCAGGAAGGAAUCCAGAAUGUGUCUAAGGAAGCCACCUCCUUGAACCAAAACUUAUCUCCAAUCUUCAAAAGAACUCAGAGAUCACUCCAGGAGAAACUGGGACAGAUUGACGACAUCAGCGCUUUACCAGAAGAAUACAUCGACUUGGAAAAGAAAGCCGAUGCUUUGAGAAUCGUUUACAAGAAAAUUCUUGCUAUUACCAGCCAAUACGAGAUUGAAAGUUAUGAUUACCCUCCUAAUCUGAAGGAGAGCGUAUUUGACGUGACAAAAACAAUUGGAGAGAAGAUCCAAGGAUUGAGCCAUGCUACCACCACUGCUGAAGCUGAAGCAGUGUUGAUAGCACCUGCUGGCAACCAGUAUCCUAAGACUUUUUCGCACUCGCUAUCCAAGGUUGUAACUGCCAGCAACGACAACCUCCUAAAGUCCCAGAACGAUCAAGAGUCUUCAUUGACUCAAGCUUUGUUGAAGCUCGCUGACACUGAAUACCGAAUUGGUGACAAGCGUCUGGAACAGGACAAACUGAUCAUUAAUGAGUUCAAUAACAAGAUUCGUUACGUCCUGGAACACAGUUUCACCGAGACCACGAAGCAUAGACGCAAUGUUGAGACUUCCAGAUUGACAUUUGACACUAUACGUGCUGAGAUCAAGAAAGCUCAAGCUGGUGAUGAUACUGCUGAAGUUCCUGCAGAGAUGGAAAAGAAACUCGAACUGGCUGAGGAUGAGCUGGUACAUUCCACAGAGGUUGCCGUCGAGUCUUUGAAGAAAUUGUUGCAACCAACUGAUUCGAUCAACCUAUUGAAGGUAUUCACUAAGAUUCGCCUCAAUUACUACAAGUCUGUCUCUGAGUCAUUGUCCGAGUUAGUUGACCAGCUGGACGCACUUCCAGAAGAUGAAGACGACGCUGAAGACGCUAGAUUCACCGAAUGA
Molecule: messenger RNA, 1005 nt
Organism: Komagataella phaffii GS115
Lineage: Eukaryota; Fungi; Ascomycota; Pichiomycetes; Pichiales; Pichiaceae
Exons: 1
Coding region: 1-1005 (334 amino acids)
Source: RefSeq, a predicted model, not a curated record